Molecule: messenger RNA, 1873 nt
Organism: Vitis riparia (riverbank grape)
Lineage: Eukaryota; Viridiplantae; Streptophyta; Magnoliopsida; Vitales; Vitaceae
Product: probable LRR receptor-like serine/threonine-protein kinase At1g06840
Exons: 15
Coding region: 584-1873 (429 amino acids)
Molecular function (GO): protein binding
Source: RefSeq, a predicted model, not a curated record
GGAUUUUUGGAUGUUUUUGUAUGAUUUGAAUUGUGGGGAAUUUGGAUACUGGGUACUGUUUGGUUGGUGAGAAAAUUGGAACUUUUUGGCUGGUGGGAAAGUUGAGCUAAAGUCACAGCUAUGCAUUGGAAAACAAAGUGAGAUUAUUUAUUUUUUAUUUUUUAAAACUUCAAGGACUUUGGGUGUUUUUCUUUGGUUUGAAUUGUGGGGAUUUGGGAUUGCACACUGUUUGGUCGGCGUGAAAGUCGGGGAGGAGAAAUUCAGACUCGAUAUAGCGACAACACUGGGAAGUGAAGAAGGAUUUUUCAUUUUUUUUUAUUUUUAUUUUUAAAGAGAACUUUUGGGGUUUUUUUUUUUUUCCUGUUGGAUUGAAUUGUGGGGAUUUGGGAUUGGACGCUAUUUGAUUGAUGAGAAAGUUGAACUUAGCUAAAGCAUUGAAUGCGAAUUGCGAAGUAAUAUUCUCUUUUGUUUAGAUUUUUGGAUUUCUUUUUUAAUUUGAAUUAUGGGGAUUUGUGGUUACCCUCUGUUUGGACGCCACGAAGGUUGAGGAAAAGAAAAGGUUAAACUCAGUGCAGGGUAAUUUAUGAUUGGUCACUGUCACUGUUUGAUUGGUGAGAAAGUUGAGGAAAAGAGAAAGGGCACCAAAAUGUUGGGAGUGAGGGCUGGUGUAUGCAUUUUUGCUCUGUCCUAUUGUUGCUUCGUGCUUCUUGCAGUUGCGGAAACUACUAGUCCUUCUGAAGUCACUGCACUGCUAGCUGUCAAGAAAAGGUUAAUUGAUCCUAUGAAGAAUAUUGGAAAUUGGGGAAAGGGAGAUCCAUGUACGUCCAAGUGGAAAGGCAUUGUUUGUAAAGAUAAAAACACAACGGAUGGAUACUUGCAUGUUAAUGAGCUCCUGCUGCUGAAAAUGAAUCUAUCUGGAACUUUAGCACCUGAACUUGGCCAACUAUCUCAUCUUGAAAUUAUAGAUUUCUUGUGGAAUGACUUAAGUGGCAGUAUACCAAAGGAGAUAGGAAACAUUGCACCUCUGAGACUCUUGCUCUUGAGUGGAAACAGAUUGUCGGGCUCUUUACCUGAUGAGCUUGGUUAUCUUUCACAUUUAGAUAGACUCCAAAUAGAUGAGAAUCACAUAUCAGGACAAGUUCCAAAAUCAUUUGCAAACUUGAGCAGAAUUAAACAUCUCCACAUGAACAAUAACUCACUCAGUGGUCGAAUUCCUUCUGAGCUUUCCAAUGCAUCAACUCUUCGUCACUUGCUUUUCGACAAUAAUAACUUGUCUGGGAAUCUUCCACCAGAAUUGUCACACCUCCCAGAACUGCGCAUACUUCAACUUGAUAACAACAACUUCAGUGGAGCUGAAAUUCCAAUUUCUUAUGGGAACCUGUCCAAGUUGGUAAAAUUAAGUCUUAGAAAUUGCAGCUUGCAGGGAGCUGUCCCUGAUUUCAGCAAGAUAGCCAACCUUAGCUAUUUAGAUCUUAGCUUGAACCAGCUUACUGGACCCAUUCCAUCAAAUAAACUUUCAGACAAUAUGACAACUAUUGAUCUUUCAGGCAACCAUCUCAAUGGGUCUAUCCAGGAAAGUUUCUCAGAUCUUCCUCGGCUACAGAAACUGUUACUUGAGAAUAAUUUAUUGAGUGGUUCUGUGCCCACUGGCAUUUGGCAGAACAGAUCCUUAAGUACAUCAGCUAGACUUACAGUUGAUCUCCAGAACAAUUCAUUCUCGAACAUCACAGGUGAUCUAAAUCCCCCAGCAACUGUCACCCUAUGGUAUACCUUUUUUCUCUUUUAUAGUGCAUUAGCUUCCUUGCACUCUCAUAUCCAAAUUUUUCCUUUGCUUUUCCUUUUUCAUCUUGCAGAUUCUGCCGGAAAAAAAUAA